GCUAUAAAAAGCCUUCAGGGCCCCUGCACAAGCGUCCCACCAUGGCGCUGCCUGGGCUGUGGCUGCUGCUGCUGCUGCUGCUGCUGCUGCUGGCUGGCACCCGCUGGCUGUGGGGUCACUGGAAGCUCUGGAACCUCCACCUCCCACCUCUGGCCCCGGGAUUCCUGCACUUUCUACAGCCGAACCUCCCUAUCUACCUGCUUGGCCUCACUCAGAAACUCGGACCUGUCUACAGGAUCCGUAUGGGGCUGAAAGAUGUGGUGGUGCUGAAUUCUAAUAGGACCAUUGAGGAGGCCCUGAUCCAAAAAUGGAUGGACUUUGCCGGCCGACCUCGGAUAAUAUAUGAAAAGCUAGACUUGGACCUGUCACUAGGUGACUACUCUGUAACGUGGAAGGCCCAUAAGAAACUCUCUCGCUCAGCUCUGAUUCUGGGCGUGCGAGACUCCAUGGAGCCCCUGGUAGAGCAGCUGGCCCAGGAAUUCUGUGAGCGCAUGAGAGCCCAGGCUGGCACCCCUGUGGCCAUCCACGAGGAAUUCUCUUUACUCACGUGCAGUGUCAUCUGCAGCCUCACUUUCGGAGACAAGUGUGUCCUCCCCUCCUGGCAGGAUGACACUCUGGUACACACCAUUCACAGCUGUGUCCACGACUUGCUGCAAGCCUGGAACCACUGGUCCAUCCAAAUCUUGGAUGUAAUGCCCUUUCUCAGGUUCCUCCCCAAUCCCGGCCUCUGGAAGCUGAAUCGGCUCCAGGAGAUGAGGGACCACAUCGUAAAGCAGCAGCUGAGGAGGCACAAGGACAACCUGGUAGCCGGCCAGUGGAAGGACAUGAUUGACUACAUGCUUCACGGGCUGGAGCAGCAAAGAGAGCGGAAGGGCGCAGGACUGCUCCGGGAAGAGCACGUGCACAUGUCAGUGGUGGACCUUUUCAUCGGCGGCACCGAGACCACGGCCACCACGCUCUCCUGGGCUGUGGCCUUCCUGCUUCAUCACCCUGAGAUCCAGCAGCGACUACAGGAAGAAUUAGACCUCAAGUUGGGCCCCAGUGCCCCCAGCUCCCGGAUCCUGUACAAGAACCGAACGCAGUUGCCUUUACUUAUGGCCACCAUCACCGAGGUGCUGCGCCUGCGGCCCGUGGUGCCCCUGGCCUUGCCCCAUCGCGCCACUCGGGCUAGCAGCAUCUCUGGCUACGACAUCCCCAAGGACACAAUCGUCAUCCCCAACAUCCAAGGCGCCAACCUGGAUGAGAUGGUCUGGGAACUGCCCAGCCAGUUCCAGCCGGAUCGCUUCCUGGAACCUGGCAAGAACCCCAGAACGCUGUCCUUUGGCUGUGGGGCACGCGUGUGCCUGGGAGAGCCUCUGGCACGGUUGGAGCUCUUUGUGGUGCUGGCCCGCCUUCUCCAGGCCUUCACGCUGCUGCCACCACCAGAUGGCACCCUGCCCUGCCUAAAGCCCCAGAAUUAUGCUGGUUUCAAUCUCUUGAUCAAUCCCUUCCGGGUGUUGCUGCAGCCCAGGAACCCGGUGCCCCGAGACCAGGGCCGGACCCCUUGACAGGAUAGGACCAGUA
Molecule: messenger RNA, 1563 nt
Organism: Peromyscus leucopus (white-footed mouse)
Lineage: Eukaryota; Metazoa; Chordata; Mammalia; Rodentia; Cricetidae
Product: steroid 21-hydroxylase
Exons: 10
Coding region: 42-1547 (501 amino acids)
Biological process (GO): progesterone metabolic process; hormone biosynthetic process
Molecular function (GO): iron ion binding; steroid 17-alpha-monooxygenase activity; heme binding
Source: RefSeq, a predicted model, not a curated record